Messenger RNA from Knipowitschia caucasica, 252 nucleotides. The record is from the annotation of a GenBank genome assembly. NCBI's taxonomy places the organism in Eukaryota, Metazoa, Chordata, Actinopteri, Gobiiformes, Gobiidae.
AUGCUGUCCCGCGCCGUCAGACCUUCUCCCUCGUCAUCAAGUGAAAAUGGUGCGAGGCGAGAGGAGCCGCUGUGGCCCAGAACCUCCGCUCCCUUGUGCCGCUGCGCCACCCGCCUGACCUUGGGCUCCUCCGGGAUCAUUGCCAUGUGUCCCUUCAGCUGUGGAGAAUUAAAUCACAUCCAGCCAAUAGCAAAGCAGAGAGCGAUGACUGGCCGCUUCAGAGGGACUGCCCCAUGUUACGAGCUGAGGUGA